Molecule: messenger RNA, 2730 nt
Organism: Melospiza georgiana
Lineage: Eukaryota; Metazoa; Chordata; Aves; Passeriformes; Passerellidae
Gene: KEL
Product: Kell metallo-endopeptidase (Kell blood group)
Exons: 18
Coding region: 66-2222 (718 amino acids)
Biological process (GO): protein processing
Cellular component (GO): plasma membrane
Molecular function (GO): metalloendopeptidase activity
Source: RefSeq, a predicted model, not a curated record
CAACCAAGUAAACAGAGUUCACAACUGUGGUAGCCACAGGAGCAAAGCCUGCUGGGGUGACAAGCAUGAGCACUGUUCCACAGACCUGUGACCAGGAGCUGAGAACAGGUGCAAAGAAAGAACGAUGCCUUCAGGGGAAAAGCCUACUUCUGUGUGCACUUCUUGUCAGUACUCUCCUUGGCUUUACAUUGCUUAUCACCUACCUCGUGAUGACUUGUGCUCUAGGAUCCUGUGAUGCUGAGUCAGAUCCUGCUCUCUUGGAAAGACUUCUGAAUUCUAGGAAUGACACUGUUAACCCCUGUGAGAACUUCUACAAAUAUGCCUGUGGCAGAUGGGAAGGCAAACAGUCAAGUAGAACCAGAGAAGAAUCACUAAAUGUAUUUGAUGUGUUGUUGGAAGAAAACCUGUUGAUCCUGAAAAGGCUUUUAGAAAGUCCACAGUUUGGGAUAAGAGGCUCAGCCAAGGAGAAAGCAAUACGAUUUUAUCGUUCCUGCAUGGAUACUGAACGAAUAGAAUCCCAAGGAGCUCAGCCACUGAAGGACCUCCUAAAUGAGGUUGGUGGAUGGCAUAACACAGGUGUGGGGGAAACAAAAGAUUUUAACGAAACUCUUCAGAUUCUCAUGAGCAGAUACAGCACCUUUCCAUUUUUUAGAGUACAUGUGGGACCCACUCCUUUUGACCCCAAGACCAAUAUUAUCCAGAUUGACCAUCCUGAGUUUGAUAUUCCACUUGAGAGUGAAUUCAAAGAGAAAAAUUAUCUUGAGGUUCUCCGUGUGUAUCUUUCGUAUUUGAAGAAAGUGGGGGUCCUACUUGGAAGGACAGAGGAUGGUCCCCCUGACUCCUUUUCCCUGACCUUGUCCUUCAUCUCUAACCUCCAGCGCUUUGUCACUCCACUGCAGAAAAGACAGCAGAGGGGGAUGCUCUUCUUUCGCACUACCAUUAGGGAGCUGCAGGAGAAGGCACCUGCUAUCGACUGGCUGGCGUGUCUCAAGGCUGUGUUCCAUCCUGCGCCAAUGGACCUCUCUCAGCCAAUUGCAGUGCAUGACAUGGAUUACUUAAGCAACAUGUCAAAGCUCAUCGAGAAAUGGCACAAGGGAAGGGUCCUUCACAUUUAUAUGAUUGUUUGUCUGGUUGGGAAUCUCUCCCCAGCCCUUGACAGUCAAUUCCAAGAUGCACGCCUGGAGCUGUAUAAGAUCCUUUAUGGAAAAAUGGGGUCUAGAAUGAUCCCAGCUGAGCGCUGGAGGAAGUGCUUGACUGAUACCAGCUCUUUCUUUGAGCCAGUUCUAGGGAAGAUGAUUGUGCAAGAAAUUUUCCCUGAGCAGACCAAGAAAUUUGCUGAGCAGAUGUUCUCUGUGAUCCAAGAUGCCCUCUGUGACCGCCUGGAUCAGGUGGAGUGGAUGGAUGAACAGACUCGCCGAAACGCUAAAGCCUUGGUAUCCAGACUACGCGUGGAGAUUGGUUAUCCAGCUCACAUACUCCAGACUGACAAAGUGAACCUGGAAUACCAGAAACUGGAGAUAAAUGAAGACACGUUUUUCCUCAAUGUGGUGGCUUGCUUGAAAGUACUGAGGGAAAAUUCCUACCUGAAGCUCCUUCAGCAUAAUCCACAGAAAAACUGGCAUGUGCACCCCUGGAGUGUGCAUUCAUACUAUUCUAUAAGCCACCACAUGGUGGUCUUUCCGGCUGGAAUGUUCCGCAGUCCUUUUUUCCACAUGGAGUUUCCCAGCGCUGUGAAUUUUGGAGCCAUCGGGGUCUUCAUGGCACAUGAAAUUCUUCACUCAUUCUAUGGUUAUGCGUUGCCUGAGGGCUGUCCUGCGUGCAACAGGAGUGCACUACAAAGCUCUAUAGACUGCUUGGUUGAGCAGUAUGAAAGCUACAGCUCUAAUGUCAAUGGCACCUUCACACUGUUGGAGAAUACAGCUGACACUGGAGGGCUCGCCGUCGCUUACCAGGCCUAUAAGAAUUGGCUGAAAAAGCACAAAGAAAAGGAUUUACCUAAGAUUGGACUUUCACACGAUCAACUUUUCUACCUCAGUUUUGCUCAUGCAAUGUGUGGACACCAGGAUCCAGAGAAGCUCCAGUCUUCCCUGAACACAGAUCCACAUAGUCCCUUGCCACUUCGUGUCUCUGGGCCUGUCAGCAAUAGCCAGGACUUUUCCAAGAGCUUCCAGUGUCCCAGUGGAACCCCAAUGAACCCAGACAACAAAUGCCGCAUCUGGUAGCAUGCAUGGAAGAGGAGGAAGAGAGAUGUGAUCCCAGGGAGAGGAAGGCCUGACACAUGGAAAUAUGACCAUCUUCUCAGGGCCUCUAGGGUGGCAUGGUGCUCUUAUUCACUCCUUUGCCUUCCUUUUCUUGUUUUCCUUUCCUCAGCAUUUGAUGGCAGGGAAAUUCUUAAACUGAUCUCACAAGGAAGGGAUCUCCUCCAAGUCUCUCAGUGCUCUGUCCCAGAUGUGUGACAAGUCCCAGGGCAGCAAGGUGACUGGGCAGUUUCCAGUAGGCAACAGCUUGUGAGGAGCUGUGAACAGAAAGACUGCUACAUUAGUAGGCCCUCUGUUUAGUGCAUUUACCUGUCUGCUCCAGCAACCUCACAGUCCUGUAGAAAGGGCAAGUCAAUAAACAGGAGCUGUAAGACUUGUUCGUAUCUUACAAUAGCUCUUGGGGAAAUCCUGUGGGUUACUGUGCAAACCACAUGUAACUUACAAGAGAGGGAAGAAUCCUCUUCUCCUCUCU